Haliotis rubra (blacklip abalone) is the source of this 821-nucleotide messenger RNA. Its product is annotated as interferon alpha-inducible protein 27-like protein 1. Gene Ontology annotation, cellular component: membrane; mitochondrion. Lineage: Eukaryota; Metazoa; Mollusca; Gastropoda; Lepetellida; Haliotidae. The record is from RefSeq and is a predicted model, not a curated record. The transcript has 4 exons. Gene Ontology annotation, biological process: apoptotic signaling pathway. The coding region runs from base 174 to 587 and encodes 137 amino acids.
GAUACACGCCCCUUUAGGAAAAUUCCACUUGAUGCCACGUAGCUCAUACAUUGACUGACGAGCUUACGUCACGGGUAUUACAACCAUAUAAAAGCCGAGCGCUUCACAACACACGCAGAAGAGAAGUGGUACACAUAAGACUGUUCGGACUAUUUACAAUCACUUGUAACAACAUGUUGCGAACGUACGUCGUAUGUUAUCUGCUCCUCAUCAGCGGUCUGAGCGUCCGUGGCACAGAGGGCAAGGAGAAGAGUUUCUGGGAUGACCCGUGGUGCUGGGGCCCCGCUCUUGUGGGUGGAGCUGUAGCAGGUGCGGUACUGGGUCCAGUUGCUCUGGGGGCCGGGCUCGCAGGAAUGGGGUUCACAGGAGCAGGGAUUACAGCAGGCUCCGUGGCAGCGGGUGCGAUGUCUACAGCUGCGACGACGGGAGUGGGCGCGGGGCUCGUUGCAGCAGCACAGUCUGCAGGGGCUGCUGGUGUAGCUGUAGGAACGAAGGUAGCAAUGGGCGCAGCAGGGGCAGCCGUAGGCUACCUCUCCAGUGGGUGCGAGGAGCCAAAUUGUAAAAAGGAGACGAAAAGAAUUAGAUAAGAAACUGACGAUGUCAACUGGUUGCAGGUCGCAAAUAAACAUCCAUGUGGCCCAAGAUCACAGUUUCUAAUACAUAAUAUUAGUAUAUUUCAAACCUUGAAUUUGAUGUUAAAUAGUAAAAACUUAUAAUCAAAUCUGCAAGUUAAUAUUUGAUGCAAAAUAAGCUUUGAUACAUAGUCGAUGUUUUUGGGGCGAACUUCAGCAGUGUAUUCUAAAUAAAGACGUUGGCAUUCA